AUGGGAAUAUCUAGUCCGAUCGAACCAUUAAGCGUACAUGAUCAUACAAUCGAACUUGAAAAAAAUUCCGUCCAGCUUUGGUGGACAGUCAACGAUGAAGAACAUCAAAUUCUUUUUGAAUUACAUGUAAAAACAACUGGAUGGAUUGCCCUAGGAAUUAGUUCAGCUGGAGGUAUGAAAGAUGCUGAUAUAGCUGUUAGUUGGGUCACAUCGUCUGGAAAAUCGUUCAUUGAAGAUAGAUUUGCAUUUGGUAAAACCAAACCUAUGAUUGAUAAUACAACACAGGAUUGGUUUCUCCUUGAUGCACAAGAAAAGAACGGAUGGACUGCCACACAAUUCAAACGUGCGUUCGAUUCAUGCGAUCCAAUGGAUGUUCCAAUAAAAUCUGGCACAAAUAUUUUGAUAUUUGCAUACGGUCUUGUUGAUCCUGAUAUUGAUAUAACCUAUCAUGAAGAACGACGCGGUACACGGAUAUUACC
This is a messenger RNA of Adineta ricciae, 479 nucleotides long. Lineage: Eukaryota; Metazoa; Rotifera; Eurotatoria; Adinetida; Adinetidae. The record is from the annotation of a GenBank genome assembly.